Neocloeon triangulifer is the source of this 717-nucleotide messenger RNA. RefSeq lists its product as uncharacterized. NCBI's taxonomy places the organism in Eukaryota, Metazoa, Arthropoda, Insecta, Ephemeroptera, Baetidae. The record is from RefSeq and is a predicted model, not a curated record. The transcript is spliced from 3 exons. Bases 113 to 529 code for a protein of 138 amino acids.
CAUUCUUUGACAAAUAUAAAGGCCCAAUCAGCCCUCGAGCCUCAGUUCUUUGAGUGACAACUUUGCGUUAGGAAGCAACUUACUCUCUCAUUCCUGCACUUUACGGAUAAAAAUGCAGUACCUUAUUGCUCUGUGCGUUUUCGCCCUGGCUCUCCACCAAGGAGUUGCCCUAGAGUGCUAUGUGUGUGCGUCUGCCGGCGACAACGCCAAUUGUGGAGACCCUUUCAAGCCAGACUCCAACAUGCCCACGUGCAAUCUUCCGAACGGAACCAACGCAGUUUGCGUUAAGUCAAUUGUGUCUCUCCCUUUGGGUGAGUCUGAUUUGGUGACCACUGCUAGAAGUUGCGCACCAAAUCUUUCCGGUGACCCUUGCGCGGCGAUCAGGACAACCAUAAAUGGCCAGGGUGGAGUUGUGGAUCAUUGCUCCAUUUGCUCGACCAGCCUUUGCAACGGUGCUCCCCAUUCAGUGGCGGUUUCUGUGACCAGUCUGAUUGGAGCUGUGCUGCUCGCCCUCAGACAUGCAUUUUAAAUUUUGAAACAAAUAUAUAUUUAAAAAGUGGAAAUCUCAUGUACCUUUUCGUCACAAACAAUACACGGCAGGUUUUUUAUAUUGAAUUUGUGUCGUAAAAAGUUUGGUGUAUAAUAAAAUUUGAUGCCGACUUUCAAGGGAUUAGUAUCCUUGCGAAAAUUACUUUUAACGGCUCAAGGUAAAUUAAA